AUGAAACAGAGAAUAAGUUCUUUGGAUAUCGAGCUUUUGUAUAGAGAACUCAAGCCAAAACUGGAAGGGUACAGACUGUCCAACAUUUAUAAUGUCUCAGAUUCAAGUCGUCAGUUUCUACUCAAGUUUAAUAAACCAGAUUCUAAACUCAAUGUAAUAGUCGAUUGUGGCUUAAGGAUCCAUCUCACGGAAUAUAAUAGGCCGGUUCCACCCGCACCAUCAAGUUUCGUGGUCAAAAUGCGGAAACACCUAAAAUCCAAACGUUUGACAACAGUUAAAAGAGUGGCUAACGACAGAAUUCUCGUGCUUUCGUUUGCCGAUGGUCAGUUUUUCUUGGUGCUGGAGUUUUUCAGCGCCGGGAAUGUAAUUCUGCUGGACUCUCAGCGGACGAUCAUCGCUUUGCAACGAGUUGUUCAUGAACACGAAAACAAAGUGGGACAGACUUACGAUUUGUUUGACGAAACCUUUCUGAAUAAUACAACGAUCGAAACGCCGGCCUCAAAAUCCUAUACUUCCGAAGAAGUGGCAAAGUGGCUCCAAAAUGCAAAAGAUUUGGCUCAAAGUACGGUUAAAUCUCGCAAAUCUGAAAAAGUGUCAAAAGUGCCGUCUAUUCACAAGCUACUUUUUCUUCGCGAACCUCACUUGUCUUCUGAUCUUAUCUCUAGAAACCUCAAGUCGCGGGAUGUCAAUCCCAAUGCAUCGUGCUUGGAAUUCGAGGAUCGUGUGAGCUUAAUAGUCGAUCUUCUUAAUGCUACUGAGAUUGAAGUUUCAAGUAUUCUAGACUCAGGUUGCUCUACAGGGUUCAUCGUCUCCAAGAAAAAUCCUCUUUACAAUUCCGAAAAAGAAGAUCCUAAUACAGAGUUCGUCUACGAGCAGUUUCACCCUUUCACCCCAUUUUUAGACGGCAGUGUUAACAGGGAAGUUAAGAUAGUGGAGAUCGGUGGGUCUUACAACCACACAGUUGAUGAGUUUUUCUCUACUAUCGAAUCAUCUAAAUAUGCUCUGCGCAUUCAGAACCAAGAAUAUCAAGCAAAGCAAAGACUACAGGAUGCAAAAAAUGAUAACGACAAAAGAAUCCAAGCUCUAGUAGAUGUUCAAGCAAAGAAUGAAUUAAGGGGGCAUACUAUCAUUGCAAAUGCAGACCUAGUCGAGGAAGCUCAGAAUGCUGUGAAGACUCUUGUUGAACAACAAAUGGACUGGAAAACAAUCGAAAUGUUAAUAUCCAACGAGCAGAAAAAGGGUAAUGGCAUCGCUAAGAUUAUCAAGCUACCAUUAGAUCUAGAGAACAACAAGAUUGGGCUCAACCUUACGAUCGAAAGUCAGACAGGUGCUGAAACUUCUGAUGAUAACAGCAAUACCUCUUCUUCGGAUUCAGAGUCUUCAGGUGACUCGGAAAGCGACAGUUCGUUGUCCAAUUUUGAGGCAGAUGAAGAUGAAAAUGACAGUGGGACAUCGUCCAACCUUGCUAGUGUGAAGAAGUCUUCUAGUCGAGGCAGCAAACCUAAAUCGACUAUAGACGUAAGUGUCGAUCUUUCGCUCUCGGCUUAUGCUAAUGCAUCAAACUACUUUGACAUCAAGAAGUCAACACUAGAAAAGCAGAAAAAAGUGGAGCAAAAUGCUAACAAAGCUUUAAAAAAUAUUGAGCAACGGAUUGAACGCGAUCUAAAGAAAAAGCUCAAAGAAACGCAUGAUGUACUGAACAGAACUAGAUCACCUUAUUUCUUCGAGAAAUACAAUUGGUUCAUUUCUAGCGAGGGGUUUUUGGUUUUAAUGGGCAAAAGUGGACCGGAAUCUGACCAGAUUUUCAGUAGAUAUAUUCAAGACAAUGAUGUGCUUGUUUCAAACAGCUUUGACAUCACUGUGUGGAUAAAGAACCCCGAUGAGACAGAAAUUCCACCAAAUACCCUGAUGCAAGCAGGAAUUAUGUGUAUGUCAGCAUCUCCUGCCUGGUCCAAAAAAAUCCAGUCUUCUGCCUGGUGGUGUUUUGCCAAAAACCUGAGCAAAUUUGACAGCUAUGGCGGAGAAGUUUUACCACCUGGAAUUUUUCAAUUGAAAAAUGAGAAGCAGAAAUCGUUCCUUCCUCCUUCGCCAUUGGUCAUGGGUUUCGCAUUCUUGUGGAAGACUAAUUUAACUGAGUCUGAAGGUGGAGAGCUUGGAGAUCUGCACGAUGCUCUGCAAGAUGAGGACGAUAAUGGACAGAAUGUGUCAGAUGGUGAGGAAGACGAAGACGCUGUGGAAGUUGAGACAACUAACACUGAUGAUGCUACUGACAGAGUCAAAGCUGGGCUAGGACAGCUGAACUUGGGCAGCCCCAUCGGCGAGAAAUUGCGUGUUGAGCCCGGAGCGUGGACUGCCGACCAAGACAGCGAGCUCGGAAAGAAGUCAUCCGAAAGUAUGGUACUCGGAAAACAGGCAGCCGGUGAGGAAAGAAGGGUCGGGGCACACUCAUCCGCGACUGAUGAUGACGGAACACAGACUUCCGCUCGGACAGCAUUUACCGGAGCAGACUCUUCCGUCAGUAACAAACCCGAUUCACAGCUUACCGCUGCAAUUUCCGAAGUCUCGGAACCUUUGAUCAAUGUACCCGCCAGAAAGGUCAGAGGGAAGAAAGGUAAGAUCAAAAAGAUGAUGAGGAAAUAUGCCGAUCAGGAUGAAGAGGAGAAAAAAAUGAGGCUCGAAGUUUUAGGUACACUCAAAGGAGCUGAAAAACAGAGAAGCAAGGAGGAAGAAGAAAGGUUGAAGCAGCAAGAAAGAGAGUAUAAGAAGGCAAGACGUGAAAGACAGAAAGAACAACAAUCACUCAAGUUCGAUCCCAAAGAGAAAGUGAACGUAAAUUAUCAUAAAAUUUUGAAUGAGUUAAGUCCUGUGCCAGCAAAUGAUAGCGUAAAAGAAGUGAUUCCGGUGUUUGCUCCUUGGACCGCUUUGAACAAAUACAAAUACAAGGUUAAGAUUCAACCUGGUAACGCUAAAAAGACGAAAACUUUGCAUGAGAUUCUCCACCACUUUUUGAGCAGAAAAGUUGACGAAGAGAGUGUCGACAAGGAAGUAGACUGGCCUAUUGAACAUGAACAUAUCAAGGCCUUGAAAGAUCUGGAGCUCGUACCUCUCAUUUACACAGACAAAUUGAAGGCAACCAUACCCGGGCAGAACGAUGCGAAAGGCAAACCUAAAGGAGGUGCUAAGGGGAAGGGCAGGAAGGCUGGCAAAUAA
Molecule: messenger RNA, 3210 nt
Organism: Lachancea lanzarotensis
Lineage: Eukaryota; Fungi; Ascomycota; Saccharomycetes; Saccharomycetales; Saccharomycetaceae
Gene: RQC2
Product: LALA0S08e05512g1_1
Exons: 1
Coding region: 1-3210 (1069 amino acids)
Biological process (GO): ribosome-associated ubiquitin-dependent protein catabolic process; rescue of stalled cytosolic ribosome
Cellular component (GO): RQC complex
Molecular function (GO): tRNA binding; ribosomal large subunit binding
Source: RefSeq, a predicted model, not a curated record